Molecule: messenger RNA, 3442 nt
Organism: Varanus komodoensis (Komodo dragon)
Lineage: Eukaryota; Metazoa; Chordata; Lepidosauria; Squamata; Varanidae
Gene: ARNT
Product: aryl hydrocarbon receptor nuclear translocator
Exons: 22
Coding region: 103-2463 (786 amino acids)
Biological process (GO): regulation of transcription by RNA polymerase II
Cellular component (GO): nucleus; aryl hydrocarbon receptor complex; transcription regulator complex
Molecular function (GO): protein dimerization activity; RNA polymerase II cis-regulatory region sequence-specific DNA binding; DNA-binding transcription factor activity, RNA polymerase II-specific
Source: RefSeq, a predicted model, not a curated record
UUGAGCCGACGCCAUCUUGGAGCUGGCGCUUAGCGAGAGGGGGGGACUGAGGUCGGGCUGGAGGUGCGGGGCUGCCUCCUCUUCUCCCCUCGGCCUGUCGUCAUGGCAACCACCGCAGCCAGCCAAGAAAUGGCAUCAGACGUUCCUUCCUUGGGUGCUGCUUCAGGGGCGUCCGGACCUGGUGCUCAUUCUGGAGGAAGUGUGGUCCCGAGAACGAGCAAGCGGAGACCAGGGCUCGAUUUUGAUGAUGAUGGCGAAGGGAACAAUAAAUUUCUCAGAUGUGAUGAAGACCAGCUCCCAAAUGAUAAGGAAAGGUUUGCAAGGUCUGAUGAUGAGCAGAGUUCAGCGGAUAAGGAAAGACUGGCCAGGGAGAACCACAGUGAAAUCGAGCGGCGGCGGCGGAAUAAGAUGACGGCCUACAUCACGGAGCUGUCCGACAUGGUGCCCAGCUGCAGCGCCCUGGCCCGCAAGCCGGACAAGCUCACCAUCCUGCGGAUGGCGGUCUCGCACAUGAAGUCACUCCGGGGCACCGGCAACACCUCGGCGGACGGGAGCUACAAGCCGUCCUUCCUCACCGACCAGGAGCUCAAGCAUUUGAUCCUGGAGGCAGCGGACGGGUUCCUCUUCAUUGUGUCGUGCGAGACCGGCCGGGUGGUCUAUGUUUCCGACUCGGUGACGCCCGUCCUGAACCAGCCCCAGUCGGAGUGGUUUGGCAGCACCCUCUACGACCAGGUGCACCCCGACGACGUGGAGAAGCUGCGGGAACAGCUGUCCACAUCGGAGAACGCGCUUUCAGGUCGCAUCCUGGAUCUGAAGACGGGGACUGUCAAGAAGGAAGGUCAGCAGUCCAUGAGGAUGUGCAUGGGCUCCCGGCGGUCCUUCAUAUGCCGAAUGAGGUGCGGCAACACCACGGUUGAUCCCGUCUCCAUGAACCGCCUCAGUUUCAUGAGGAACAGGUGCAGGAACGGGUUGGGCACCAUAAAAGAGGGCGAACCUCCUUUCGUUGUGGUCCACUGUACAGGCUACAUCAAAGCCUGGCCACCAGCAGGGGUUUCGCUGCCAGAGGAUGAACCCGAUGCUGGCCAGGGAAGCAAAUUCUGCCUUGUGGCCAUCGGCAGGCUGCAGGUCACAAGCUCACCGAGCUGCGCAGACAUGAACACCGUGUGUCAGCCGACCGAGUUCAUCUCCCGACACAACACCGAAGGGAUCUUCACCUUUGUCGACCACCGCUGUGUCGCCACAGUCAGCUACCAGCCCCAGGAUCUGCUCGGGAAGGACAUUGUGGACUUCUGCCACCCUGAGGACCAGCAGCUUUUGAGGGACAGCUUCCAGCAGGUGGUGAAGUUAAAAGGCCAGGUUCUGUCAGUCAUGUUCCGUUUCCGGUCCAAGAACCGAGAAUGGCUCUGGAUGAGGACUAGCUCCUUCACCUUCCAGAAUCCGUACUCGGAUGAGAUCGAGUACAUCAUCUGUACCAACACGAACGUGAAGAAUGCCAGCCAGGACUCGCGGCCUGCCUUGCCCAGCUCGAUGCAGAGGCCCCAGCUGGGCCCAAAUGUUAGCUUGCCUUUGGAGAUGGGUCCCACACAGCUUGCGGUGAGGCAGCCGCCGGCUCAGCCUUCGGAACUCGAUGUGGUCCCUGGCAGGGAGAGCUUGGCCAGCUAUGAGCACACGCAGACGGCUGUUCAGGCAGGGACUGCCACUGGCCCGGAGCAGAGCAAACCUCUGGAAAAGACAGAGACCCUCUUCAGUCAGGAGCGGGACCCUCGCUUCGGUGAAAUUUACAGUGGCAUCAGCACAGACCAGACAAAAGCCAUUUCUGCCGGCGGCGUGCCUGCCAACCAGUCCCUGUUCUCCCAGGGAAACACCUUUGUCGCCUCACGCCCCACGGAGAACUUCAGGAGCAGCGCCAUGGGGCCUCCGGUGAGCGUCCUUCAGCCGCAGCAGCCACCCCCGCACUCCGCCUCAGCUGGCCAGAUCCUGGCCCAGAUCUCGCGCCACUCCAACCCCGAUCAGGUCAGCGGAACCACGUGGCCUUCGGGAACACGCCCGUCCUUCACGGCCCAACAAGUAGCCUCACAGGCAGUUAAGACUCAGCCCCCAUCCUUUGCUGUGGGUACCUUCCAGGCCACCUCAUCCUCCUUCAGCCCCAUGUCGACCUCCAGUUCCUCAGCCUCGCCGGGCAGGGCGACCUACCCAAGCCUCGCUGGUCGGAACACCAACUUCACUGGAGAGAGUGGGCAGGCCCCGGCCCAGUUCCAGGCACGCACCGCAGAGGGUGUCGGAGUUUGGCCGCAGUGGCAGGGCCAGCACCACGGGCAGACCGCCGGAGAAUCCCACGUCCAGCCGCCGCCGAACCAAGCAGAAGUCUUCCCGGAUAUGUUAUCAAUGCUGGGAGAACAGGGAACUAACUACAACAAUGAAGAAUUUCCCGAGUUGAACAUGUUCCCUUCCUUUUCGGAAUGAGAGAGGGGACCGGUCCGUGUGGACGUCCGCGUGUCCCGUGCGGCUGCCUGGAAUGGAAGGAGCAGCGGUGUGCCUCGCUCGCGCACGUGCGCUCCGACGUCUUUCAGAGACUGCCACAGUCUUCCCCCCUGUCCGAAGCUGGCGCGCCCACCGAGGUGCCGCGAACGGCGGGCAGCCCGUUCCCCACGCAGGCGGGGACUCCGACGCGGCCCCGGCUUGGCCUGCUGUGGAAAAGGUUGGGCUUGGGGAGAGCAAGCCUGAGCUGAACGGGGGUGUGGUGGCGCCUUCCCCGUGCCAGACAAGAGUGGAGAGACUCGGAGAGCUCAUCAGGGAUUUUUAAAAGAUCCGCAGGUGGGUUGUUUUUUUUUUAUAAAAAAACCCCACACUUAUAUGCCAUAGCCUUUAUACAUACAUACAUUUAUAUAUAUAUAUAUAAAUAUAUAUUGUAUUCUUGUUUAUACAUGUCAGGGAGCGGCGGCAGAAUUCGUAGCCGGGCGAUGCUAACCCUUCUCCAACUGUCUGUGAACAUGUAGCCAAACACUUUCUCACGCGUGCGUCUGCGCAUGUGCACUCAUGCGUGCUGUCUUGCACAGAUCUCCCUCAAGCAGUGUUAAUGAAAUACGGGGAGGCACUUUGUUGGCUGGUGCCGUUUCCACGCUCGACCUGCCCCCGCCGGUGGUGCUGGCGCGAUUGCGCGGGUGCGGUGGGCAGGCCUGGCGCGGGGGGCCGGCAGCCACCGGGGGCAGCCGGGGUGACUGCCCAGGGGCACCGCGAGAGGAAGAAGGGCUGGUCUUGGGGGAAGCGGAGGCACCGCGUUCGGAAGGGUGUGUCCAUGAGGAGAUCGGGGCCGGCGCUUCCCUUUCCCUUCCUUCAGGGAGACCCGUUUCCAGCUGUCCACCCUUGGCCGGCAGCUGACUUUGUGGGAUGCUGUCACCUGUUCCGUAACUUAUGCAAUUAAAGUGGGCCCCCGCAAGUGGCA